UUAUAAAUGAUUGGAUUUAAUUAAAAGAACACAGUUGAUGUUAUUGAUAGCAAUAAAUAAAACAUUGGUUUCAAUAAAAUAUCAAAUCCAUUUGAAUUUUAUUACAAAAAAGGAAGUCUUCCUUAUGAUCUAUGGAAAUUUUAGCAAAGAUGUGAUUAGUUAGAGGAAUUAGGCAUUUUAUAACCAUAAAAUGAUGGAGAUAAAACACAAUUAAGAUACGAAGAUUUAAAAUUACCAGAAUUAAUGCCAUACAGGAAUCACACUCCUCCUUAUUAGAAAGAAAGGUAUAAAUAGAAUAUGAAAAUGAAAUCGCUUGAUACAAUUUUAAAGUACAAGCGAGAACAUGAGAAAGUAUCUUCAUUUCAAAUGAAAUAGUAUGAAAAACCAAUAAGAUUUUAUAAAGAUUAUUUUAAUGGAGAUUCAAAAAUAGGAAAACAAUAAUUAAUUCAGCAAUCGUAUAAAAGUUAACAUGACACUCCUAAAAGUUAAAUUUAAUUCAUGAAUAAUAUUCCUAAUUAUUAUGCUUCUAAAGAAUCUAGUAGUCCUUUAAAAAAUUUACAAGUAUCAAGCUUACAUUAAUAUAAAGUAACAGCUAGUGAGAAUGAAAAUUAUAUUAAUUACAAUAUUUACAAUAAUGAUUUUCCUUAAGUUGUUAAUUCCAUCAAAAAAUAAUAUGAAGAUUAUAAAGAGCUCAUUUCAAGUGAACCAUCCUUUUUUUAGAGAAGGAAUGGUGGAAAUUACAAAUCUGUACCUCUUGCUGCCUAGCAAUAUGAUCCACCCUCUAUUCCUAAAAUUGAAGAGCCUUAAUUGAAACUUAUAGCGCCAAUAAUGCCUGUAUUUGUUCCUAUUAAUGAAAAAUUACCUUAAAAUUAUAUGAUAAAUAUGCCAUUAAUGCCUAGUCAAGAAACUUAAAAUUUUGAAAGUUAACCCACUACUAAUAAUUCCACAGUUUACACGGAUGCUAAAAAAUUAUAAAAUGGUAAAUUUGCUAAUGGAUAAAAUUAAAACCGGUUUGUUGAACCUAUAGCAAGUAGGUAUUCUUAAUAAAAUAGAUUUGAAUCUCUAAAUAAAAAAUACAAACCUGAUUUACUGCCAAAAGGAGAUAAGGCAGGCUAUAACAUGAAUCCACAUUCAACAGCUGUUAACGUUGUAUAUUAAAAGUAAAUAAAUAACUAAUUAAAAUCUAUGCAAGAAAUAGAGGAUAAAAAGUAGAAAGAAGAGCAAAAGAAAAUAAGCUAACAAUAGCUAGAGGAGUAAUAUGCUAAAAAUCUAUCAAGAAUAUUUAAAUGA
Molecule: messenger RNA, 1290 nt
Organism: Tetrahymena thermophila SB210
Lineage: Eukaryota; Ciliophora; Oligohymenophorea; Hymenostomatida; Tetrahymenidae
Exons: 1
Source: RefSeq, a predicted model, not a curated record